Messenger RNA from Rotaria sp. Silwood2, 1113 nucleotides. The record is from the annotation of a GenBank genome assembly. NCBI's taxonomy places the organism in Eukaryota, Metazoa, Rotifera, Eurotatoria, Philodinida, Philodinidae.
AUGAACUUUGUAUUAGUAAAAAAACGUCCAAAAUCAACAGAAAUAACUCAUUUAUCAAAUGUUAAUAGAAAUUCAUCUGUUUAUCAUAAAGAUUUAAUAUGUAGGGUUUGUGAAGCACCAGCAACUGGUUUUAAUUUUGCUGUGAUAACAUGUAUGUGCUGUAAAGCAUUUUUUCGUCGUAAUGCAUUAUUUGGUAUACAAUCGUUACAAUGUCGAUAUUUAUCCGAAAAUUGUAUUAUUACUAUGAAAACACGUCGUGAUUGUUCAUAUUGUCGUUUAAAAAAAUGUUUUCAAGUUGGAAUGAAAAAAGAAUUAAUAUUAACCGAAGAAUUAAAACGUUUAAAACGUGAAAAAAUUCUUGAAAAUCGUCAAAUAACAUUAAAUAUAAGUCAUUCAAUUGAUACAUAUGAUAUGAAAGAAAAUUUUCUAUUAAAAACUAUUGAUUUUGAUUGUAUAACAAAUAUUUGUAAUGCAUAUGAAGAAUGUUGUCGUUUACCCUUAAUAUCAUUUGAAAAACAUGAAUAUGAAUUACUUCGGCAACAACCAAUUAAAUCAAGAAUUAAAUUACAACAUUAUUUUCGAUAUUAUAAAGAACAUGAAACCUUAUUAAUCAAUUUUUUUCAAAAUUUACCUGAAUUUAAUCAAUUUUCAAAUGAUCAACAACUAGCAUUAAGUAAACAUAAUAUACGAUUUUUAAUUCGAAUUAGUUUAAUUGAAACCAUAAAUGAUCAAUUACCAUUAUGGCCUGCAAUUAAUUUAUUACUCGAAAUAAUAUUUGGAAAAUCAUUAGUUGAAGAAGCAAAUAGUUUAUUACAUAAAUUUAAAGAUAAAAUAAAUGAUUCAACAUGUAUUCGAUUAUUGUUAAUAAUUUUACUUUUUUCAACUUAUGAUACAUAUAAUGGUCAUACGGAUACAUUAUGUAUAUAUAAAACUCAAGAAAAAUAUACUAAUUUAUUAUGGUUUUAUUUAAUAAAACAUUAUGGAGAAUUAACAGCAUACAAAAAAAUUUCAAUAGUGACAUAUUAUUGUUUACAUUUAUUAACAUUAAGUCAUUUAGCUGAGUUAAAAAAGCAAGAAAUCCAGUGGCAAACAUUUUUUCUUUCAUUAGAAUGA